AUGGUGGGUCCACUCACACAGGUUCUGGUCCAGGUCCAGGUGUCCUGGGGGAAGGUGGUGCUGGGGGUCUGCGGGGUGGCGCUGGUGGUGGUCCUGAUCGCGGUUCCCACGGCGAUCUUCCUCAAAGAGGAGAAGGAGGGGAGCAUGAAGGGACGACCUUUCACCCUGGACGACGUCUUCAACAGCUCCAUGAGGCCAAAGUCCUUCAGCAUGAGGUGGAUCUCAGAUCACGAGUAUCUGAAUAAGAGCGGAGACGACGUCUUCCUGCACAACCUGCUGACCGGAGCGUCCUCACAGCUCCUCAGCAAGGAGACCUUCGAAGAGAAAAAUGCUCAUGACUACCUGCUGUCUGCUGACCACAAAUAUGUUGCCUUCAUGAGCAACCGAUCAAAGCUGUGGCGUCAUUCAUUCACCGCUUCAUAUUCUCUGUUCGACCUGACGGCAGGUAAGUUUCUGCCUGCUGAUAUUCCUGAUGAGGUGCAGUACUUUUCCUGGGCCCCUGAAGGCAACAAACUGGCGUAUGUUUGGAAAGAGAACGUGUACCUGAAGAGCAGCCCGGAGAACCCUCCAACACAGAUCACCUUCAACGGGGAGGAGAACCGCAUCCUCAACGGGAUCCCAGACUGGGUCUACGAGGAGGAGAUGUUCUCCUCCAGCCAGGGUCUGUGGUGGUCUCCUGGAGGGAUGUUUGUGGCGUACGCCGAGUUCAACGACACGGAGGUUCACCACAUCGAGUACUCGUGGUACGGAGACAACCAGUACCCCAGCACCGUGUCCAUCCCCUACCCCAAGCCAGGUACGCCCAACCCCACCGUCAGACUCUACGUGGUCGACUCGGACAACACAACAGCCAUCACCCAAGUCCAUGUUCCAGACUCGUUCAGCUCCAGUGAACACUACUUGGCCACGGUGACGUGGGCGACAGAUGACCGGAUCGCUGUCCAAUGGCUGAAGAGAGUCCAGAACCACCUGAUCCUGCAGAUCUACAACUUCUCUGGGUCCAGCUGGGAUCAUGACGAGCAUCUGGUGGUGACGAGUACCUCGGGUUGGGUUGGACGGUUCUCUCCAUCAGAACCAGUUUUCUCUGCAGACAAAAGCAGCUAUUACCUGCUGAAGAGCGGAGCAGAGAAGUACAUCCACCUCCACCACGUAGUCGAUGGCAAAGCAACACAGAUCACGUCUGGAAAAUGGGAAGUCAUCGACAUCCUGAAAGUGACUGCAGAUAGUGUAUAUUACUCCAGUAACAAAGAGAAGAACCAGCCUGGAGGAAGAAACGUCUACAGGUGGACUAAAGGGGAGCACCACUGUGUGACUUGUGUCCUCCCUAAAGACUCGUGUCAGUAUAACUCGGCGUAUUUCAGCCGCGACGCGUCGUUCUACCGGAUGAGCUGCAGCGGUCCUGGCGUUCCUUAUCACACGCUCAUGGACAACAAGAACAACAAACAGCUCAGUGUUCUGGAGGAUAAUAAAGCCUUCAGCAGCCUGAUCUCUGACAUCCAGAUGCCCACCAUGCGCCGAGGAACCAUCCGGAUCGGAGAAUACGAACUGUGGUACCAGAUGUUUCUGCCUCCAGGCUUCGACGAGUCCAAGAAGUAUCCGUUACUGAUCGACGUGUACGCGGGCCCCUGCAGCCAGAAGGUGGACUUCCUGUACCGGGUCAGCUGGUCCACGUACCUGGCCAGCACGGAGAAAGUCAUCGUGGCGAGCUUCGACGGAAGAGGAAGCGGUUACCAAGGAGACGAGCUAAUGCACGCCAUCUACAAACGUCUGGGAACCUUCGAGGUGGAAGAUCAGAUAACGGCGGCCAGGGAAUUCAUCAAGCUGGGAUUCAUUGACCAGCAGCGAGUGGCUAUCUGGGGCUGGUCCUACGGAGGAUACGUGACGUCAAUGGCCCUGGGCUCCGGCAGCCGAGUCUUCAGCUGCGGCAUGGCCGUCGCUCCCGUCUCCAAAUGGGUUUAUUACGAUUCCAUCUACACGGAGCGAUACAUGCUGGAGCCAACAGACAACUCCCUCUACUACAACUCCACAGUGACUGAACGAGCAAAGAACUUCCACUCAGUUGAAUAUCUGCUGGUUCACGGGACGGCCGACGAUAACGUUCACUUCCAGCAGGCGGCGGAGAUCUCUGAGGCUCUGGUGGACGAGCAGGUCGACUUUGAGGCCAUGUGGUACACGGAUAAAGACCACGGGCUGGGAGGCUCCGCCUACCAACACGUCUACACACACAUGAGUCACUUCCUGCAGCGAUGCUUCAAAUUAAACAAUUAAUUUAAAAUCAUUUAAAACUAUUAAUGCAGGUUUGAUGAUUCAGGCUCCAACAUACUGAAGGUUCUUACAUUUUUACAAAAAAUCUCUAUGAAAAAUGUGAAUUAUUUUUACUUGACCUGGGGGACGACUUCAAUAUAAUAAUAAUAUUAAUAAUAAUAAUAAUAUGAAAGUGUAACUGUUCUUUUGUAUUAAAUUAUGCGCAACAGUGAUUUUAUACAGUUUUAUCAAACUCAUGAGAUUGUUUCUUUUCG
Molecule: messenger RNA, 2519 nt
Organism: Centropristis striata (black sea bass)
Lineage: Eukaryota; Metazoa; Chordata; Actinopteri; Perciformes; Serranidae
Gene: dpp4
Product: dipeptidyl-peptidase 4
Exons: 26
Coding region: 1-2268 (755 amino acids)
Biological process (GO): proteolysis
Molecular function (GO): dipeptidyl-peptidase activity; serine-type endopeptidase activity
Source: RefSeq, a predicted model, not a curated record